Messenger RNA from Mytilus trossulus (common blue mussel), 2717 nucleotides. RefSeq names its product ankyrin repeat and BTB/POZ domain-containing protein 1-like. Lineage: Eukaryota; Metazoa; Mollusca; Bivalvia; Mytilida; Mytilidae. The record is from RefSeq and is a predicted model, not a curated record. The transcript has 12 exons. Gene Ontology annotation, cellular component: ubiquitin ligase complex; cytoplasm. Bases 86 to 1513 code for a protein of 475 amino acids. Gene Ontology annotation, molecular function: protein binding.
UGACAUUUUUCAAUGAGUCAAGCGGUAAAUUGAAAAGAUGUAAACAAACAGAUUUUCACAGUGUCAGUGAACUCAAGGACAAGUGAUGGAUUUACAAGAUUUGUUUGCUAGUUGCAAGCGUGGAGAUCUACAAAAAGUGCAAUAUUUAGUUGAGCAGAAAGAAAUUGAACUAAAUGUGCGAGAUAAGUGGGAUAGUACGCCAUUAUACUAUGUGUGUUUAUGUGGGUAUGAAGAAUUGGUCAAAUAUUUACUGGAAAAGGGAGCCAAAUGCCAGGCCAAUACAUUUGAUGGAGAAAGAUGUGUGUAUGGUGCAUUGAACAACAGGAUUAGGAAUUUGCUGAAAUCAUAUAAUGUUAUAUCAUCUAAAACAAUGAGAAGAGAUCAAUAUGAAGAAUUUCUGAGGAGGUUAACAGAGAAUGGAAGCUACAAGGAUAUAGUGUUUCAUGUUCAUGGAGAAGAGUUUCCAGCACACAGAUGUGUACUCUCGGCACGAUGCGAUUACUUUGCCAAUUUGUUUAGAACAAGAUGGAAGGAUAGACAAGAAAUAGUUCUUAGUCAUCAUUUGAUAACCCCCUCAGCUUUCAAAUCAGUUUUAGAGUAUUUAUAUACAGGUAGACUUGAAACCCAUAUAGACAAUGUAGAUGACUGCCAGGUACUUGCCAAACAGUGCCAAUUACACAAUCUGCAGGAACAGAUUUACGAAAGAUUUAAGAAAACACUUUCUUUUGAACUAACCAAACCUGGUGUAAAUGUGACAACCCUUGUACUGGAACAGCCAUUGGACAGUAAAGAACUUCAGAUGGAGCUCAGUAGACUGGCAGAUUUAGCAUUACCCGCAGAACUCUGUACACAGAUGCAUGGAGAACUGCCAUUUGAACCAGAGUAUCAGUCUGUUUAUCCAGACAUCUGUUUUACUGUGGAAGGUCACAAAUUUUUGGGUCAUAAAGCUUUUUUCUGUGAAAGAAGUGAUUAUUUUAAAGCUUUGCUCAAUAAUCAUUUUGGAGAGAAUGACACUGAGAGUACUAUACCUGUUGUCAGACUUUGUGAGGUUAAUUCUGAUAUAUUCACCAAAGUUCUGUAUUAUAUUUACCAAGAUAGCUGUGAGCUAUCUGAGGAGACAGUAUAUGAUGUGUUAUGUUGUGCUGAUCUUUAUUUACUUCCUGGUUUGAAGAGACAUUGUGCAAAUUAUAUAGGAAAACAUCUAAAUACUGCCAAUGUUGUACAGGUUACAAGGACAGCAAAAUUGUUUUCAUUACCACGACUUGAAGAUCAAUGUGCUGAGUUUAUUGCUAAUAAUAUUGAGAAGAUCCUAGAACAGGAAGAUUUUGCAGAGUUGGUAAAACAGGAUGCUGCUGAAGUGAAAGGUAGACAGGAGACAGAUACCAUAGAUAUCAUUGACAAUAUUAGGUUUCAUUUAACAUUUAGUAUACAGACAUAUGGAGAGAUGGAGGAAGCUAAUGAAAAACUCAGACUUAUUGAUGAUUUGUUGGAAGAGCUAGAACUUGAAGGCUAAUUUUAUAUCAUGUUGACAGUUUAUCCUUUGUAAGGAAAUAUUAUCAGGAAUUUUAUGCAAGAUUCAAUUUUGGGUAUUAUUUGAUAUAUUUAUAUGAAUAUUUAUGCCACUGGAGAGUGAAUCAGGUACUAUAUAUUUAACCAGUAUAUGUAUAUAUUAUACAUGUUAUACAUUUAAUUUAAUGUACUUGUGAAGUGAUAAUAUUUAUUUAUUAAGGUUUUGGAUCAACUAUAAAGAAUCUUUGCUAUAAAUCAAAGUUCUGUUGUGUCUAUGAAAAUCCCUGAUGAAAAUAGAAUGUUCAGGUGGUUUUUUAUCCUGUUAUUAUCAAAAGCCAUGUCUAACACUUCAAUAGAAAACAUUUUACUGAAUUUUGUGAUAAUCAUUUAGUUGAUAAGGAUGUCACCAUAUGGAUGGCAACAACAAUUGUAAGAUGACUGCAAUUUAAGUGUGCAGUGGUCUUAGAUUAUUUUUUUUACAGCCCUUACCCCAAAGAAAAUAACCAAAUAUUAUUAUGAUACAGACUGUGAAAAUCAAAAUUACUAUAUUACACAUGGCCAUUUUUAUGUAUUUCAUAAAUUUAUAAUAGCAAUUUAGGUAUAAUUUGGUUAUUUUUCGUUAAACUAACACUUUAGAUCUUAUAGAAUACCAAGAAAAUAAAAAUUAUGAACUUUUAUUUUAAAUUGAAAAGUUGAUCAAUGUACUCUUGCAAUUACAACAAAUAAUACAAAAAAAAACACUAUCCUGAGCUACCUUUAUCUUUACUUCUUUGAAGUCAAAUUGUUUCAAGAACACCUUAGUAUAAUAAAGCUCCUGUAAAUAUGACAGCUUUUGAAACCCUGGUAAUGUCAAACAUACUUACCAGAGCCUAUAGUAUUAACAUUAAAACAAUUAUUAUCUUAAGUAAAUAUAUUUUGUAUAAAAAGUGACAAAAAUAGGGAGGAGGUAUAAUUAAAGUCAUUAUGUUUCCCCCUAAAAUUGCAACAAAACACUUGAAGUUGUAUACUUGCCUUUGUGAAAACACUGGUUAAGAACAGAAAGUUGUGAUGUCCAAAACAUGUUAAAAGUGAAAUGUAGGUCCUUAAUCAACUAAUUUACACAUAUUUAAAAAAAAGUAUCAUCCACUGCCUAACCCUAAAAGAUAAUUCAGUAAUCAUUAAAACAUCUGUGCAAAAUACAUUUGUUAGAAAAUCAUUAUUUUAGAUAA